This is a messenger RNA of Patella vulgata (common limpet), 1260 nucleotides long. Its product is annotated as N-alpha-acetyltransferase 30. NCBI's taxonomy places the organism in Eukaryota, Metazoa, Mollusca, Gastropoda, Patellidae. Bases 159 to 1025 code for a protein of 288 amino acids. Gene Ontology annotation, molecular function: protein-N-terminal amino-acid acetyltransferase activity. The record is from RefSeq and is a predicted model, not a curated record. The transcript has 4 exons. Gene Ontology annotation, cellular component: NatC complex. Gene Ontology annotation, biological process: N-terminal peptidyl-methionine acetylation.
GAACAUGCGCAAUACAAUGUUGAAUAAUGGUGGUUGACUAACAACAUGGGAGAUCUUAUUUAACCUUUGACUGUUCGCGAUUUGGCCCCUUAAUCUUUAAAAUAAUCAUGAAAUAAUAUGAAAUUGUUUUAAUCAAAAUCUUCAACAAGUAUUUCGGCAUGGAAGGAAGUGGUAUAAGUAUUGAUAAAAUCGGCAAUUCGUGUGGAGACUGUCUAGAUUCGACAUCUGCUCCUCUUCUGAAAACAGAAAUAGUCAAAGCAGGGUCAGGGACUGGGUGCCUUUCACCUAAUAUUGUUAAAGAUACAAGUAUUAUUGAUGUUAGCAAUCAAAUUAAAAAUAAUGGAAAAAGAGUGAAUGGGCUGGUAAUACCAGUUCUAAAAUCUCAAGAUGAGUAUGAACACACAGAGAGUGCGGAUUCCGGUCAUGGGAGUAGCUGUCAAGACUGUGAAUGUGGCUCCGGUGAAACUGAAGUGACUAUUUUAUCAGAGGGUUUAGGGGCAGUUAGUUUAGAUAAUCAGUUAUCAGAAUCAGAGACAGAAAUUCUUAGAUCUCCAUUAGACGUUAUAGACGGUAUCAAUUAUGUUGUGUACGAAUCAGAACAUCAAAUGCCAGAAAUUAUGAGACUCAUAACCAAAGAUUUAUCAGAACCUUAUUCUAUUUAUACAUAUAGAUAUUUCAUUCAUAACUGGCCAAGAUUAUGUUUUUUGGCUAAAGAUGUAGAUAAGUGUGUGGGAGCCAUUGUGUGCAAAUUAGAUAUGCAUAAAAAGAUGGUACGAAGAGGGUAUAUAGCUAUGCUUGCUAUUGAUUCAGAUUUCAGAAGAAGAAAAAUUGGGUCUAAUUUAGUAACGAAGGCAAUCCGAGCUAUGAUGGCUGAUGACUGUGAUGAGGUUGUCCUGGAGACAGAGAUUACGAAUAAGGCAGCAUUGAAACUUUAUGAAAACCUGGGUUUUGUGCGAGAUAAGCGACUCUUUCGAUAUUAUUUAAAUGGAGUUGAUGCUUUGCGACUAAAGCUAUGGCUUCGAUGAAUUUUAAAAAUGAACUUCCAAUAUAUAUUUUGAUCAAAUAGAAUUUUAAAAUGGAAGGAUUUGUAAAUUAUUUGUGAAUUUUAUGUGCAUCUUACAAUAAAAUUGACCAUAAUUGGUGUGAUAAUUGUUUGUAUAGAUGUGUGUGACAAAAAGUAGUUCCACCAUGACCUAUCCUAUAUGUUGAACUUAAACGGGGGUUUGUUAAUUAAAACUAAAUACAUGUUUGUUUUUUUAA